Messenger RNA from Sardina pilchardus (European sardine), 3367 nucleotides. Its product is annotated as ETS translocation variant 5-like. Lineage: Eukaryota; Metazoa; Chordata; Actinopteri; Clupeiformes; Clupeidae. Gene Ontology annotation, biological process: cell differentiation; regulation of transcription by RNA polymerase II. Gene Ontology annotation, molecular function: DNA-binding transcription factor activity, RNA polymerase II-specific; sequence-specific DNA binding. The record is from RefSeq and is a predicted model, not a curated record. The coding region runs from base 262 to 2028 and encodes 588 amino acids. The transcript has 13 exons. Gene Ontology annotation, cellular component: nucleus.
CUCCGAUUGCUCUACCUGAGAUGUAAUCUUUUUUUCCUGCUUUGAUGUUUGUUCAGGACGUUUCAUUGUCGCUUGUCCAGGAGUUAUCUAAUCUUGGUCUUAUUCCUGUUCGCCAGCAUAUUAAGGAUAUCACAUCAACGACUCAAGCAGGCAGCUGAGGAGAUUGACCCGCACCGAGAGAAGGAGCGACACCACCCCCGCACCACCUCCUCCUCCUCCUCCUCUUUGCAAUCGAGACGGAGUAGAGGACAGCUAGCCAUCAUGGAUGGCUUCUACGACCAGCAGGUCCCUCUGAUGACCUCACAGAACAACUCUCAAGUGCAGAACUCCGAGAUCCGUCCACGUGUCGACCGGAAAAGGAAGUUUGCGGACUCCGAGCUUGACCAGGACACUGAAGAUCUGUUUCAGGACCUGAGUCAGCUUCAAGAGAUCUGGAUUGCAGAAGCUCAAGUUCCUGAUGACGAACAGUUUGUCCCAGAUUUCCAGUCGGACAACUUGAUCUUCCAUGGGGGGCCCCAGACCAAGGUGAAGAGAGAGCAGAGUCCCAACAGAGAACUGUCCCCCUGCAGCCAAGCCCGCAGGCUGUCCCCCUACGGGGAGAAGUGCCUUUACAACUACAGUGCCUACGGCAGGAAGCCCAACACCUUCAACAAGCCUUUGACUCCUCCCUCAACUCCAGUCUCGCCAUGUGGCUCCUCCCACACACCAGUGCCCACACACCCACUCCAGAGACAAACUCCGCCUUCACAUCACAUGCCACACCCACUCCAGAAACAGGCCCCGCCUUCACAUCACAUGCCACACCCGCUCCAGAAACAGGCCCUGCCUUCACAUCACAUGCCCCACCCACUCCAGAAACAGGCCCCGCCUUCACAUCACAUGCAGCCCCACAGACCUAUGAUGGCACACCAGGGACAUGUCCAUCAACAGCAGCACCAGCAGAGGACACACCCACUCCAGCAGAGGACACACCCACUCCAUGGCCAAAGCCCGCCCUUUGCUGUGCCCCACCCACCCAUGAAUCACCAUGACGCUUCAUACAGCGCAGAACACAGGUUCCAGAGGCAACUGUCAGAGCCCUGUCGGCCGUUGCCCCCCCAGGACCCCUCCUGCCGGACCCCCUUCCCCCCCCACUCUGUCGGGGGUGUCCCGUGCGACCCCCACGCGCGGCCGCCCUACCAGCGUCAGAUGUCGGAGCCUGUGGCCCCCGCUGCCCCCCCCCAGGCCUUCAAGCAGGAGCUGGUGGACCCGCGCUACGGGGAGCAGGCGGUGGCCCCCCCGGCCCUCGGAGGAGUGCCCCCCCACAUGCGCCCCCCGCCCUUCCGCCAGGUGUCCAUCAAGCAGGAGCCGCGCGACUUUGGGUUUGACACAGAGGUGCCAAACUGCCAGUCAUCAUUUGUCAAGUCGGCAAACCUUUACAGGAGCAACAGUGAAGGUUUCAUGUUCGAUGGAGACUCUCACCUGUACUACGACGAUACCUGUGUGGUCCCAGACAGAAUUGAUGGCAAGAUCAAGCAGGAGGGCGGCGUGUUCCGGGACGGCCCCCCCUACCAGCGCCGCGGGUCGCUCCAGCUGUGGCAGUUCCUGGUCACGCUGCUGGACGACCCGGCCAACGGCCACUUCAUCAUGUGGACCGGACGCGGCCUGGAGUUCAAGCUCAUCGAGCCCGAGGAGGUGGCUCGUCGGUGGGGCAUCCAGAAGAAUCGUCCGGCUAUGAACUACGACAAGCUGUCGCGGUCCCUGCGUUACUACUACGAGAAGGGCAUCAUGCAGAAGGUAAAGGUGGCGGGCGAGCGGUACGUCUAUAAGUUUGUGUGCGACCCCGAGGCCCUCUUCUCCAUGGCCUUCCCCGACAACCAGCGCCCGAGCCUGAAGGCCGACGCCGAGGGCCUGGCCGUGCCCGAGGACGACACCCUGCCCCUGUCCCACUACGAGGAGCCCGGCAGCGGGCACUACGUCAGCGUGCCCGACACCAGGGACCAGUGCCUGCCCACCGGGAUGCCCCUCCCCGACGUCUACGCCUUCUAGAGUGGGCAGAGGAGAGGAGAGGAGAGGGGAGGGAGACAAGCAAUGAAUGGACAACUGAAUGAACACUCAAACUCCAAACAAAAUGUUUAUCGCUCGAAACCUCCCAAAAAAAACAUGUGCAACACACACACACACACACGCACACACGCACAUUGUCAACACCGCUGAGCGGUGUAGAGAUCACUCAUACACUCUGUCAAACACACACACUCACACACACACACAGGGGCAUUGCAAGACUGUGACCCUCAGACAAAGGCAGCUCGGAAGCGGCCCGAUGAAAUCAGGCCGACUUUCCCGCCCUGGACCAACGUUCUGUCUCUGUUUGGAUUCCGAUGUCCGAGUUCCUGCUUCAUGGCCUGCCCAUAUUUGGGACUCGCACGCCACAGAUAUAUCUUGUUCGUUUCCACUUUAUUUUUCUAACUGUUUUAAGCUAAAGGGACCCCUCACAGUAUUUUCCAGAGAGUUAAAACAAGAAAGUGUUUGGAUUUUAUAUAUAGGUAUAUAUAAAUGUCAUAUUUUCAGGAAUGCAGACGGUUAUUUUGUGACUGUUUGGGUUUUCUUGUAUCUUCUCUUUGUGUUUUGAUUCUGGCUGUUGGCAUGGACCACAGCUGGUCUCCAUGACGACAAAAGUGUUUAUGCUAAAACACGACGACAAACCGUCGCUUUCGACCGGUGACCACGCAGGUGUUUAUUUCCGCUGUAACGUUUCUCUGCUUCGAUUUUUUUCUACAUAGACUUACAGUCAUUUUUAAUUUGGGGGAAGGGGACAGUUUGCUUGAGACAGAGGGUUUAAAAGACUUUUAAAAAAAUCUACAAAUAUAUAUAUAUGAAUAUAUUUUUGCAAAGUCUUAAUUUUUGUCUGUAAUUGUAUACGCUGUUAAACAGAUGCAUAUUCUGAAGUCUGUGUUCAUGUGUAGCAGGGGCCAAAUGUUUUCCAAGUGAGCAGGGGCAGUAGUGGGCGGGGCUACACACCAGAGGGGAGUGGCUCAAAGAUUCUAGAACACAGCUCUGUUCUAGAAUCUUUGGUGUGGCUUCCACACAGGUUGACUCUGGUUGGCUCAAUGGCACUUAAGUGACACCAGUGAAGAAACAGCGGCGUGGAUGACGGCAGAUCCGCUCCAGACUGCCGUCAUCUCGUUAAACCUGUUGACCUGGGGGCCAGGGGUCAGUGUGGGCGGUAGUCAUGGGAACAGACUGGGUCCUGUCGUAGUCAUGGUUACAGCUUGGGCCCCGACUUCAGUCUAGGGCUUGGGCCCUGGCUCUCCCCCACGGCCUCCUCAAGGUCUCUGCUGUUUUCUGAAUCUGUACUGAGUACAAUAAACUUCCCUCUACGCUA